Pungitius pungitius (ninespine stickleback) is the source of this 3173-nucleotide messenger RNA. Its product is annotated as F-box only protein 41-like. Lineage: Eukaryota; Metazoa; Chordata; Actinopteri; Perciformes; Gasterosteidae. The record is from RefSeq and is a predicted model, not a curated record. The coding region runs from base 176 to 2464 and encodes 762 amino acids. The transcript is spliced from 14 exons. Gene Ontology annotation, molecular function: protein binding.
GCGCGAGGCGGCUGGAUCACACACACGAGGCGCACGCGACUCUCCCGCUCAGAACCGAUCGAUCCGCGCGAGGACGGAAGAAGCUCUUCAGCGGGAAAAUCGAGGGGGAAACCAUGGCAACGGGUCUGAGGCUGAAGCUGGGCGCGUGACGCAGCGGUUACAGGUCUGCAGAAACAUGUCUUCCUCCUCUUCCUCCUCCUCUUCCUCCUCUUCCUCGGAGCUGCCCUACUUUUGCCCUCGUUGUGGCAACGAGUUCCGCUUCUCGUCCGUACCUGAGCUCCGUGCUCACCUGGUCAGCCGACACACCUACGAGACGCUGCUGGUGCUGUCACAGACCCGGGUCAGAAGCUCCAGACCCGGUGGUGUCCUGCCUCUGCCCGGCCCAGCUGAGGCCCAGAGACCAAGCUCCUCCCUGGACCUGGCCCCGUCAGCGGCCUCCAUCCGGCUGCUGGGGCAGAUGUUCGGCGCCCGUGGCGGCCCGGCGCCGGAGGCGGGUGUGCGGGUGGAGUUCGGGCUGUCGGUCGGGGUGGGGCUGGAGGAGAGGAUGGGCCUGGGCCUGGAUCACAGAAUCGCCCGCUGCUUUGCCGAGGUGGAGGAGAGGGUGAACCAGCGCGUGGCCCGGCUGAAGGAGGAGCUACGCAGGAGGGAGGCGGAGCUAGAGCUGGAGAGGCGGGGCGGGGAGCGGCUGAAGAGCGAGAAACAGGAAGUGGAGGAGAGGGAGGCACACCUGUCCAAACAGGUGUCUGCUGCCAUGGCGACGAUGCAGCAACUAAAGGACGACCUGGAAGGAAGAGACAAAGAGCUGAGCCAACGCCAGCGGGAGAUGGGGGAUAUUGAGUGUUUCCUGAGAGAGACUGCAAAGAAAGAGGCCGAGGCUAAAUCCAGACUGCAGGUGACCUUCUGUCUUCCUCCAUCGUCCUCACACCUUCACCGUCUCAGGGUCUUCAUAGAGACGUUGUUGGACCGAGCCGACCGAGCAGAGAGGCAGCUGCUGCUCUUCAGCUCGCGACGCGACGGCUACGAGCACAACGACCCCGAUGCCCCGGGCCGAGGGGGGCGGAGCCUGGAGGGCAGGGAGAUGCAGGGAAUCUUCGGCAACCGGAUUCAUGCACAGGACGUGUCCUCUCUGUCCCCCAGGGGACGCAUGCGCACCUGGUCUCUGGGUUCAGGGGGGUGGGAUGGCGAGGGGGGGCCGGCUCCUCACCACCUGGACGCUCCACCCUGGACCCUGGAGGAGGGAGGAUGUGGGAGAACGUGGAGCAAAAGACCCCAUCGCCACUACAGCACUGAAGAGGAGGAGGAAGAUGAUGAAGAGGAGGAGGAGGAAGAGGGAUUGUGGAGCAGCGCUGAGAUGAGGAGACUGAUCUCCUCCAGGAGGAACACACCUGGUUCCCCCCUUCCCACAGAAGCCCUCUCCUCCCUUUGCUCCACCCCCUCCCGUCGUCAUGGUGAUGGGCGCCUGGGGGCGGACUCCCUGAGGCUGAGGGCGGGGCUCUUCUGCGUGUUUCCCUACCUGGAGGCCCGCUCGCUGCUCCACGCCGCCGAGGUCUGCUCCGAUUGGCGCUUCGUUGCCAGGCACCCGGCAGUUUGGACACGCCUCCACCUGGAGAACGCCAGAGUAUCCGCCGAGUUCCUGACCACGCUGUCUCAGUGGUGCACUCAGACUCAGUCUUUGGUUCUGAACAACCUGAAACCUCGAAGCAGACGAGCCAAUGAGACCCGAGAGGACUACCACAAGAACACACGAGGCAGCGUGGAGCCGGGGGUGGAGGCGCUGCUGCGCUCAGCAGGCGGCAGUCUGCUCCACCUGUCUGUCUCUCAGUGUCCUCACAUCCUCACAGACAGGACGCUGUGGCUCGCCAGCUGCUACAGCAGGAGCCUCCAGACCCUCACAUACAGGAGUUCAUCCCACCCUCUGGGUCAUGAGGUGCUGUGGGCCCUGGGUGCAGGCUGCAGGUCCAUCACCAGCCUGCAGGUGGCGCCGGCUCACCCCUGCCAACAGCCCACUCGCUUUGGAAACCGCUGCCUGCAGAUGAUUGGUCGAUGCUGGCCACACCUCCGCUCCCUGAGUGUGGGCGGGGCCGGGUGUGGGACUCAGGGAUUGGCCGCUCUGGUGCACACCUGCGCUCAUCUGCAGGUGCUGGAGCUGGAGCGCGUCCCCGACCUCGGCCUGCAGGCUGCGAUGGAGCUGUGUGCCGCCGGCCUGAAGAGCCUGAACACGCUGAUCCUGACCCACACACCUGUGAGCGCUCAGGCCCUCCUCCACCUCCACGGUGCGUGUGCUAACAUCUCGUCCAUGAUGGUGGAGGUCGACGUGUCGGAUUACUUUGAGGAGGCGGAGUCUCUGGAAGCUCAGCGUCUGUUUGGAGAAAUCCUCGACAGGUUGAAGGUUCUUCAGGGACGUCCUGGAUUGUGUGACAUCCUGCAGGUCAAAGCUUGGGGAGUCACACACACACACACCUGAGGAGUCCCUCAAUGCAUUGUGGGUAAAAUGACGACAGCGGCUUUUCCAAACCCUUUGAAAAAACCUUUUAUUCUUCCUUGAGAUAUGUUUCAACACAGAACAAGUUCCUUCUAUUUCAUUAACCAGAGACAUCAAUCAAUCAAUCAGUUAAGCUUUCAAUCAAUCAAAAUAUCAAUCAAUAGAUCAGAUGUGUUAAAGUUGUUGAUGAGACUAAAUCCAUAUGUGUCUUUAUGAAUCUUAAAAGUUGUUAAAAGUUUCAUUUAAUUAAGACAUCAUUAAAUCAUUUUCUCCUCACUUUCAUCUUGUGUGGGUCUUCAAUAAGUAAACGACUAUUGAUAAAGACACCUGAACUCACCACAGACUGUCCAACUGUUAUAAGAGACACCUGACCUCACCACAGACUGUCCAACUGUUAUAAGAGACACCUGAACUCACCACAGAAUGUCCAACUGUUAUAAGAGACACCUGACCUCACCACAGACUGUCCAACUGUUAUAAGAGACACCUGAACUCACCACAGACUGUCCAACUGUUAUAAGAGACACCUGACCUCACCACAGACUGUCCAACUGUUAUAAGAGACACCUGAACUCACCACAGACUAUCCUACUGUUAUUAGAGACACCUGAACUCACCACAGACUAUCCUACUGUUAUUAGAGACACCUGAACUCACCACAGACUGUCAAAGUGUUAUUAGAGACACGUGA